Messenger RNA from Paramormyrops kingsleyae, 1725 nucleotides. RefSeq names its product prostaglandin E2 receptor EP2 subtype-like. Gene Ontology annotation, cellular component: plasma membrane. Lineage: Eukaryota; Metazoa; Chordata; Actinopteri; Osteoglossiformes; Mormyridae. Gene Ontology annotation, molecular function: prostaglandin E receptor activity. Gene Ontology annotation, biological process: inflammatory response; cellular response to prostaglandin E stimulus; adenylate cyclase-activating G protein-coupled receptor signaling pathway. The record is from RefSeq and is a predicted model, not a curated record.
AUAAAUCUCUACAGGACGAACUCAGUCGAGAAGAAAAGAUAGCAGAUAUGAACCAAGAGAUAUUCACAAAUUUCCGGUGAUAUUACGUAGGCGUGAAUGACUCCUCGCUUAUUAGUGCAUGGGCGGUUUCAGUAAGUUAGAGCAGUAGUUUCGGAGACAGUAUCGGUAUUAGUAGCGCUUUUCCAUGUUUCACCUAAUCGGCUUGUGGAGGAAUGCAGCAGAAGAUGAGCGACGAUCUAGUACCAACGGCAGAGAUGAAUGGAAAACUGAACUUUAAGUUUCUGCGAAUCAUAUUAAAACAGGAGUGAAAAGAUCUGAAGAAGAGGGAGCCUAUGGCGGUGGAGAAUGGAAUUUGUCCUCUUAUAAACCAUACUAUGUCCGGGAGCCCCACAAUGUCGGGUCUGAUGUUCUCAGGCGGAGUCGUGGGAAACCUAGUCGCUCUUUUGCUUCUGGAGGUCCAUCGGAGGAGGGAGCAGGUCCGUCAGCGCCAGUCGCUCUUCCACAUACUGGUGACUGUACUUGUGGUUACGGACCUUCUGGGAACCAUAUCCUUAAGCCCACUUGUACUGGCUUCUUACGCGACUAAAGUGUCUCUGGUGGGAAUGAAUAAGCACGUCUGUACAUACUUCGGAUUUAGCAUGACUUUUUUCAGCCUGAGCACCUUGGCCAUUCUUUUCACCAUGGCUCUGGAGCGCUGGAUCUCAAUAGGAAAUCCUUAUUUCUACGAGAGGCACGUUACCAAGCGUUGCGGAUACAUCUCGGUAGCUUUCAUAUUCAUCGUUUGCAUCUGUUUCUCCGUGUUACCCUUAAUGAACUUCGGGGAAUUUGUGCAGUACUGCCCGGGCACCUGGUGCUUCAUUCACAUGCAACACGAAAUGAUCCAGCACAUAGUUUACGUCAACCUGUAUGCCACUCUGAUGCUCGUCAUCAUAUCCUCGGUAGUGCUCUGUAACGUGUCCGUCAUCUGUCACUUGGUCCUCAUGUACCGAAGGCGCAAACUCAACCAAGGAUCCACAGUAAGAAGGAACCGGCGGUAUAAGAGGUCCCUGUCUAUGUCAGAAGAAGUCGAACAUAUGAUCCUAUUGGUGUUUAUGACGGUGGCUUUCCUCAUUUGCUCAGUUCCACUAGUGAUCCAUGUGUACAUCAACACAGCAUCCAAGUCUGCAAGUGGCUCCAAGAAUUACCUUGGAGCUCUCCGCCUCCUCUCCAUGAACUCUAUCAUAGAUCCCUGGGUCUAUAUUAUCCUUAGCCCAUCUGUGCUGCGCUUUCUGCGCAGGACCUUGUGCAAACAGGGCCAGCGAAGCAGGCAUGGAGUGGAUGAAGAUGUGGGCACCCCGUCAAGGCUCUCCAAUUACAGCACCUCUGUGGAGCUCAACAAAGUCCAGAUCAUGCCCUGGGUUAACUAGCUGAAUGCCAGACAGGCAAUUCCCAGAUCCCCGAUGACUCUUUACUUGACCGCCAUUUCUAUAAUGUGUCCUCUCUAUAACCGGACAAUUUUUGGCACUUUUUCCACUGAUCCCAUCGAACUUGAAUGCAAACAGCAAAUACCAGCUCCAGAGAAGGUUCCCGGGAAUUACGAGUGCGUAAGCGGCUAUAGGGGCGGGUUACACCCCUCUGGCUUUGCCAGAGCUUGACAACAUGACUGUAAGACUUUGAUAGUAAACAUCACUCUCAAUGUGUAAUUGCAAAGUUAUUUGUAAAAUAAAUCAAAAUGUUUUACUCUUA